Messenger RNA from Sphaeramia orbicularis (orbiculate cardinalfish), 4830 nucleotides. RefSeq names its product GTPase IMAP family member 8. The record is from RefSeq and is a predicted model, not a curated record. The transcript is spliced from 6 exons. NCBI's taxonomy places the organism in Eukaryota, Metazoa, Chordata, Actinopteri, Kurtiformes, Apogonidae. The coding region runs from base 1164 to 2645 and encodes 493 amino acids. Gene Ontology annotation, molecular function: GTP binding.
UCUUUUACACUUCAUGUGUUUUCCUUCAAAUGGAUUCAUCAACAGACAUUACGUAACGUGUCUAAACGGUCCCAUUUUUUCAAGUUUUAUCCGAAAUUUGUUAUUUUGAACACCAUGUGCUACCUUGGGUCCGUGAACGCAUCUCUUCUCUACUGCACACAUCAUUAACCUGUGAGAGGCUGAGGAUGAGCAGAGGUGUUCAGGAUGAUGAACGGUAUUACUCUGCUACGCGUGACUCCAUCCUUCAUUAAAUAUUCACACUAAAGUGACACUUUGAUUUUUGAUAACAUCUCACAGGCAUCUACUAUUUAUAGGACCGUUUAUGUAUUAUGUAAGCUGUAGCCUUAUAUCAAUAUUUAAAUUUAUUCAUGCAGUGAAUAUCCCCUCCCUGCCUCAUAAUAUUUCUGUGUCUGCAGGCAUCAUAUAAAUAGUUGUGUUUGUGCAGGAUGCAGCAGCUGGGGAAUACAUCCAGCUGUAAACAGGGAACAGAGAGCCCUCCUCUCUCUCCCUCUCCCUCUCUCUCUCUCUCUCUCCCUCUCUCUGUCUAUCCAUCUUUCUAUCUGUCCUCCUGACUGCAGUCUGCAUACAGUGCCACACUGCUGCUGCUGCUGCUGCUGUUGUGUGAUACAAGUGAGUGGGAGGAACAGCUUCCUCUGUUUUUCCUUAGAAAAAUGACGAGACAUUUUUCCGGCACUGCUGCUGCAGGGCUAGAUUUGGCUUCCUGUCUUCUGCAUUGCACAAUCUUUCCUCUCAGCACAGAGAGAUAAAUAAGACAACAGAGGAGUGCUGCAAGACAAGAAGAGGAGAGAGGAUACAGAGGAAAGGACGGAGAAGAGCUGUGGUGGGGUGAGGGGGGUGUGGAGGAUAAUAGAUUAAAAAAAGAAGGGAGAGGGGUUGAAUGGCAGUGGUAUGAGGAGAGAAAGGGAGGCACGAGGGGGUACACACUAGAGGCAGAAGAUAGAGUGGGUUACACUGCAGUAGAAUGAGAGUGAAAGAGAAAGCCAAGAAGCAUUUGAGCUGCCACCCUUCGCCACUCCACUCAGGCUCCGUUGCCUCAUACUCUCCUUUCUGAAGAGGCAAAAAAAGAGGAAUCCACCGUGGAGCCGAGAAGGAGAAGAAGGAGGGGGGCUGAGGAGGAGGAAGCCAGAGGUUCUACACACAAGAUGGCUGCUGUGUCCUCUGCCUCUGACACUGGGGACCCCAGGGGCCGACACCCACCCGAGCGCAGACUGCUGCUUCUUGGGGGCCCACAGUCUGGGAAGACCUGCACAGCCAACUCCAUCCUUGGUGAUGAGGUCUUCGACACUGGGACAGAAACCACUCACAGCAACGUGGGCCAGACGGAGAUCUACGGUCGGAGGGUUACUGUGGUCGACACCCCUCCGUGGGCCAUUCCUAAUGACCCAGAGGAAGACACUGAAACUGACCAUAACGACAAUGCCGGUGCAGAGUCGGACAGCCCGCGGCGCCCCCCACCCAGCCUGGACAGUGAGGGGCCAUGCAUGGGAGCUAUUCUCUGCCCUCCGGGACCCCACGCAAUCCUGCUGGUGGUGUCAGUCACCCAGCCCUUCACUGACACCCACAGGAGGGCGGCAGAGGAGCAGCUGGGGGCCCUGGGUGGAGGGACCUGGAGGUACUCCAUGGUGGUCUUUACAGGGGUGGACAAGCUGCCAAAGGGUAUCUUCAUUGAGGAGCACAUAGCAAACACUGGAGAAGCCCUGCAGUGGUUGGUGGAGAGAUGUGGAAGCAGGUACCACGCUUUUGAUAACACCCGGAAAGACUCAGAGGACAACACACAGGUACCUGAGCUGAUGGAGAAAGUGGAGGAAAUGAUCACUGACAAUCAAGGCUGGUACUUUGAGGUGAAUGAGUUGAUUUUGUUGGAGGAGGAGCAGGCCAGGAGAGCACUGGAGGAGGAGAGGAUGAGGAUGGAGGAGCACGCAAGGCAAAGGGACCAGAUGAUAGGAGGACCUCCCAGAGAGUUGAGGCUGCUGUUGUUGGGUUGGAAAGGCGUGGGAAAGAGCUCCGUGGGUAACUCCAUCCUGGGCCGCCGGUACUUCGAGUCAGGUCAGGAGACAGAGCUCUGCCUCCGGAGGCAGGCGCUGGUGUCGGGCCGUCGGGUCACCAUCGUCGACACCCCGGGGUGGGACUGGUUCUCUGUGAGGCGAACCCCGAAGCGCAUCCGUCAGGAAUCCCAACGCGGGGCAGCCCUCCUGAGACCCGGACCCCACACCCUGCUGCUGGUCCUCCCCGUGGUCUCAUCCCUCACAGCCAGGAAGAGGCGAACUCUUCUGGCCCACAUAGAGACUCUGUUUGGGGACAGCGCUUGCCUCCACACCAUGGUACUGUUCAGCUGUGGCGACUGGCUCGGCCGCACACCCAUUGAGGAGCACAUUCUUAGAGGUGGACGUGAGCUGCAGAGACUCCUCGAGUACUGUGGGAACUAUUAUCACGUCCUGGACAGUAAGACCCCGGGCAAGGACCGGAGCGUCUCAGUCCUGCUGGAUAAGAUAGAGGAGAUGAUCAGGGAGAACGGGGACAAGGCCUUCCUCCCCAUCCAGACUGAGUGGUUGAGCGAGGAGAGCUCUUACUCUUCUGACAACACAGAACCCGAGGAUGACUGUAGAGGAUGCCAACUCCAGUGACUCAGCGGCAGUUCAAGGAAAGUGUUCUAACUGUUUACCCCAGCUCAGCCCAAACAUCACCUCAUAUAACGUAAACCUCAUCGAAGUAUCCAACUUUACAGAGAACUGAGAUAGGACUAAAUCAGAAGCAGGAUCAGUAGCUCUUUGUUAAAUAGAAAGACCAAAACUUACCGAUCACUGAGCAAAGCUCUACCUGGACUAAAAGUGCACAUUUAAAGAAACUGAAAUGGAGAGAAAUGAGAACUGUAUCUGCUUUAAGGGAUCGGGGCACCAUCGCUGCUCAUGAGCAUGUUCAGAAAUCCAACUGCUGCUAUAGAGACCCUGUUUCAACACUGCAGAGUAAAGAAUUACUCAUCAUUGUAACUCAUUACGUUCAGCUUGCACUGAUAAGCUUUGUAUUACAAAUUGGAUUUUUCUGAUGAUGUGAGGCUGAGUGCAUUAUGUCUGUUUGCUCUCAGUUCAAAUCAAAACUAGGAAGACAAUAUUAUUUUUCCACGGUAGAUCUGGUGGUAAAGUACAUUUGUUACCUUUGGUAUCUGUAAAACCUGUAUGUACCAUAUCAUUUUUGUCAGUGGAUUUUGUUGUAUAUUUGUCUGCCUCUACGUUAAGAACCUUUGAUUCUGUUUCCAUCAGUGAAGAUUCAAAGGUAUAGCAACCAGCCCCACAACACCACAACAAAACACUGACAGUGACAGAAAAUAUAGUACAAUAUCCUGGAAUGUGUGCAAUGAUGUAAAAUACCGUGAGGAGAGUCACCAGUUGUUGCCCUCCGAUGAAAGGACACCUUCACACAUGAUACAUUUGGUAACUUUAUCAUCGUUUACCCCAGUGAUAUUAAAAUGAGUUUACUUUCUAUUAACAUUUAAUUAGGCUCUGCUCAGAGAGUCAGGGUUGAAUUGAUUCCUCUAGGGCAAAAUCUGGCACAUUUACAGAAAUGCUGAUUAACGCUGAUUGCAAAACUGCAGAUGUGAGCCACAUAUUAAUUCAGUUUGGAGUUACUGUGAGUAUUUGCUUUAGUUUGCUGAAACAAAAAAAGCCAAGUGGUCUUUGCACCUCAGUUGUAAUUUCUUUCUUUUAGUUUUCUUGUGCAAAAAUAAUCACUUUACCCCAUGCAAUGAACUGAAUCCAUCCAAAGCAGUAAAUAUGAUCAUGUUUAGCCCACCUCUGCUGCUUUUUAGCUCAAAAGAACCUAAGUGAGAAAAGGCUGCAUUAGAAGUAUGUGCAGCCUCAGAUCCCUGAGGAUGCGUUUGGGCUGGCUCUGCUUCACUGUUUGUGGUCAUGCAUCCAGUACAUUUAUCGACAAGGUAGAUUCAGCAAUGUGCCUCAGCAUCAAAGCGUGAGAGUGGGAGAGUGGGAGUACAGCCCUGCGGCAGGGCGGUAUCCUAUAGGCUACAUCAAGCUUUCGCAUGCUACAGAAACAAGAUAACCUCAUGAGUCAUUCAACUCACGUAGGGCUUUUACUACCUGGUAACCUUUUCUACAUCACGGAGACAUCUGUUCCUGACAUGAAAGAGGAUGUUUUUUAAAAAAAAAAUGGAAUAUGAAUAUUCAGUUCUCAGAGGCAUGUAAAGACACCGCAUGCAGUCAAAAGAGUGCCUACCGAGUCAAAGGCCACCUCAUUUCUUAUUGCUCUCAAUUUUGCUCGAGCAAGUUAAUGUACAUUUCUGGUAUGACAUCACAUCCCUGUACCUUUACAACUGCAAAAAAAAACAACAAAAGAAAACACAGAGAAAAGGAGAUUUACAUCUUUACAGAUACCUUAAAUGUGACCAACACACUGCCAUGCUGUAUCAUUUUAUUUUCUACCAAUGAUGUAGCCGUUAAUAGAAUCCCUGACACUGCUUCCUUUAGUCUUACUGACUCUGUGCUUCAUCUAGUGACUUAGGCAACUGCAGCACUUAGUGUGUCCAGCAUGACUUUACAGUUUGAUAUGAGGAUGUUUCAGUCAUUCGGAGUCUUAGAGUCCCACUCCACUUAUAUUGUAUAAUGCAGUGUAUAUUUACAGUGUAAUAUAUGUUACAUUGUGGGCUUUUAGCAAAGCAUUUUUGCACUGUGUAAGUUCUACCACUUUACUGUAGCCAAAGUGAUGUAACCUCCUGUGUGGUCCUUACUAAAUGGUGAUUGCAUCAUCAGUACUUUGUUCAUCCUCAGCCAACAAUAAAAGAUAUGGAUAUAUUGUUGUGUA